AUGGCCGACGAAGCUUUGGAAGGGGAGAAGAGGACAUCAAACCCAGAUGGCGGCGAACGGAAGAUCUCCCUACAGGAGCUAGCGGACUCAGAUGAUGUGGUCAUAACGCUCAACGGCCAAAUCAUCAAUGCUUCGGGACAUGCAGACCAGCUACAACGUCAAUACGGCUUACUUAGCAUCCUGGGCUUAGCCCUGACCGUCGACAACGCCUGGGUCGCUCUGGGGACAUCCCUGGCAGUUUCAAUUUACAACGGCGGACCGCCCGGUGUCAUUUGGGAAUUAUGGAUCGCAGCAUUCUACUACACCUUCAUCAACGCCUCGAUCGCCGAACUCGCCUCCUCCGUGCCCUCGGCUGGCGGCGUCUACCACUGGGCGUCGAUCACGCCGGGACCCAAAUGGGGACGCUCAGUGGGCUUCUUUGCCGGCGCACUCAACUACUUCGGCUGGCUCUUUGACCUCGCGUCCAUCGUGUACAUCAUGUCGGAACUCUGCGUGCAAAUGUACUUUCUGUACCAUCCGAACUAUGUCAUCCAGUCGUGGAACAUCUUCGUCGGCCUGGUUUGCAUCACUGUGAUAUGCGUCUCCAUCACCAUCUUCUUCAACCGCAUCCUGCCCCAUCUGCAACACUUCGGCCUCUUCGUGGUCACGGUCGGAGGCAUCAUCACCAUCAUCGUCCUCGCGGCGAUGCCGUCCUCUCACGCUUCGACCAGCUUCGUCUGGACCGACUUUGCCAACGACACCGGCUGGAGCGGUGGCGUCGCGUUCCUGACCGGCGUUCUCAAUGGCGCGUUCACAAUCGGCACUCCCGACGCCGUCACACAUAUGGCCGAAGAGCUACCAAACCCGAAGCGAGACCUCCCCAAGGCCAUCUUCGCGCAAAUCGGGCUCGGCUUCCUGUAUGCCUUCUGCUUCGCCAUAGCUUUGUUCUACGGCGUCAACGAUCUUUCCGCCGUGCAAAGCAGCAACGGUUCCUUCCCGCUGGCCGAAGCGUACCACCAAGCUACCGGAAGCAAGGCCGCCACCUUCGGCUUGCUGUUCAUCAUCUUCUUGUCCCUGACGCCCUGCUUGAUCGGAACGUUCCUGACCGUCGGUCGCACAUGGUGGGCGCUGGCCCGAGACAACGCCACCCCCUUUUCGAAAUUCUUCGGUCGUGCCAAUGAGAAACUGAGCUGUCCCGUCGAAGCCACCGUCUUGACGGGCGUUCUGACCAUCGGUCUAGGCGCAAUCACGCUCGGCAGCAAAACGGCAUUCACGGAUCUUGCAGGUUCCUUCGUCAUCCUCACCAGUACUUCGUACGCUUUGGCCUUUGCGCCGAAUAUGUUCACGGGCCGGCGGUACAUGCCCGUGGGUCCAUUCCACAUGGGCAAAUGGGGCUAUCUUGUCAACGGGCUUGCCACGUUCUUCAUCGUUUUCUUCAAUAUUUUCUACUGCUUUCCGUACGCCUUACCCACGACAACGGCUUCGAUGAACUACAAUUCGGUCAUUCUAGCGGGUGUCAUGGCGCUGACUACACUCUGGUGGUUUGUCCAUGCUAUCCGGAAAUACGACGGGCCGAAUGUACAAGGCAUGGUCGAUGCGAAUGUGGCUUCGGCGCGGAGGAAGUCGAAAGUGUAG
This is a messenger RNA of Exophiala xenobiotica, 1614 nucleotides long. RefSeq lists its product as uncharacterized. Gene Ontology annotation, biological process: amino acid transport; transmembrane transport. Bases 1 to 1614 code for a protein of 537 amino acids. NCBI's taxonomy places the organism in Eukaryota, Fungi, Ascomycota, Eurotiomycetes, Chaetothyriales, Herpotrichiellaceae. The transcript is spliced from 3 exons. Gene Ontology annotation, cellular component: membrane. The record is from RefSeq and is a predicted model, not a curated record. Gene Ontology annotation, molecular function: transmembrane transporter activity.